Molecule: messenger RNA, 2272 nt
Organism: Synchiropus splendidus (mandarinfish)
Lineage: Eukaryota; Metazoa; Chordata; Actinopteri; Syngnathiformes; Callionymidae
Gene: dhrs3b
Product: dehydrogenase/reductase (SDR family) member 3b
Exons: 6
Coding region: 337-1245 (302 amino acids)
Cellular component (GO): lipid droplet
Molecular function (GO): oxidoreductase activity, acting on the CH-OH group of donors, NAD or NADP as acceptor
Source: RefSeq, a predicted model, not a curated record
AUCAGGAUUAAUGUCCUUCCGAACCUCCCCUCGAGUUCACCCCGGACCUUCGACCAGUGGAAGUACCGGGGGUCGUGAACGGGGGCGGACAUAUAUAAAGCAGAGGAGCAGACGCAGGAGCGCUCAGCUCGGAUCUGGACUCCUCAAUCUGGGUCUGACAGCAGUUGUCAGCGGAGUGAACCCGCUCCACGAACAUGCUCGAACUCUUCUCCAGCUCUCCACCGGCGCCUGACAGCGAGGCUUUUUCUGGGCGCAGGUGAUUUUUUUUGUUUGUUUUGUUUUUAAUAUAUAUUUUUAAAGGAGUUCUGCGCACGGAAACUUGAACCAAAGGCGCCCAUGGAGCUGAAGAGCGCAUGUCGCAUGGCUCUCUUCCCCUUCCAGAUGCUCUACUAUGUGGCCAGAGCCAGUUUCUUCUGGCUGCUUCCGACCAGGAGAAAGGACUUGGGGAAGGAGGUGGUGUUGAUCACCGGCGGGGGUCGAGGCAUCGGACGCCACCUGGCGAAAGAGUUCGCUCGACACGGGGUCAGAAAGCUAAUCCUCUGGGGACGGACGGAGAAGUGCCUCAAAGAGACUGCUGAGGAGAUUUCUCUCUCAGGAACGGAGUGCCAUUACUUCAUAUGUGAUGUGGCUAAUCGGGAGGAAGUUUACAAGCAAGCCAAAGUGGUUAGAGAAAAGGUGGGCGACGUCACAAUAGUGGUGAACAACGCAGCAGUAGUUCACGGCAAAAGUCUGAUGGACAGUGAUGACGACGCUCUUCUCAAGUCGCAACACAUCAACACCAUGGGACAGUUUUGGACUACAAAAGCUUUUCUGCCAAGGAUGCUGGAGCUGCAGCAUGGCCAUGUAUUGUGCAUCAACUCCAUCCUGUCUCAGUCUCCCAUCCCAGGGGCCAUUGACUACUGCACCUCCAAAGCCUCAUCACUGGCUUUCAUGGAGAGCUUGACACUCGGCCUGUUGGACUGCCCGGGUGUCAGCUGCACCACAGUGCUUCCCUUCCACACCAAUACAGAAAUGUUCCAGGGCAUGAGAGUCAGAUUCCCCCAACUCUUCCCCCCUCUCAAACCCGAGGUUGUCGCCCAGAAGAGUGUCGAUGCAGUGCGAGCAGACAAAGCGUUUCUCUACCUGCCCUGGACCAUGAAUGUCCUUGUGACUUUAAAAAGCUUCGUGCCACAAGUUGCACUUGAAGAAAUCCACAAGUUUACUGGGAGUUAUACCUGCAUGAACACAUUUAAAGGAAGGACAUGAGACUGCAAGUGACCUAAGCAACGCUGAGACUUAAUAAAGGGAAUACGGACCUUAAGAUGCCACUGAGGACAUCCUUUUGCAGCGUGAAGACAUUUGCUGAAUGGAUUUUGAGAUGCUGCAGCAACUGCUGCCAUUGACAGACAGAAGAUCGUACGUGUCAGAGGACGUGGGACUGACCGCAAUCUCACUUUAAACAGAAGCCAUGCAUAGAUCUGAACUAGUAGUUGCUGUGGGAGCUUUUUAGUCUGUUUUGAUGGUUCCUUCUUUUUGAAAUUGAUUUUACUGUGUCAUUAAAUCAAAACAAGAUAAUAAAAAGCAGUUUGAGAGAUACACUUUGUUUCUUUGUGCCUGCCGAAAAUAGACUCUUGCAAGGUGCGCAUUGUUUUGUGUGUCUGGGUUUUGACUCCGCGGGUGAUAGCACCUGUGAUUUAUUUCGGGUGUGAGUUCAUUGACUGUGACAAACAAUGUUGUCAAAACAUAAAAACACGGUGUGCGCGGCAUCAGCAUUAUUGUUUGUUCCCAACUGUCAAAAUCGCAGCAUGGGGAUGAAGAGAGGCGUGUGAGAAUGAAUGCUAAAAAGGCUGGUCACUUGUGUCUGGAACAUUUCAUAUCAUUUUGGUCAUAAUAUAAGACGAAAACUCUCCAAACUGAGCGGCUACUCCAACAUCAUUGACCAAACUUUAUUUGAAUGUUUUAAUACUUGGCCAAGGAGCGCCCUGGAGUCACAUUCAGUGGAUGAGAUCAAGGCAGCUUCAUAUUUGGUCCCUUUUGACCAAAGAUGUUAUUAGGGCCUGAAAGCGUGGCCAACACCUGGAACGAGUCAGAGUAGAUGAAUUGCCAAAUAUGAGCAUAAAGCACAAACUAAAAUGGAAUAAACCUGUGCAGCCACAGGUUUUAUGUCUUAUAUCUUCCACCACCAGUAGAAACAGUUGUGAUAUUGUGGCUGGUCUGAGGGAAAAGAGGGAAUAUUUUGCAGAGAUACAGAUUCCGUAGAAGCAACUAUACAACUGACUGGUUACUACACAUA